This is a messenger RNA of Lemur catta (Ring-tailed lemur), 1531 nucleotides long. It is a transcript of the gene CYSLTR2, whose product is annotated as cysteinyl leukotriene receptor 2. Gene Ontology annotation, molecular function: leukotriene receptor activity. Gene Ontology annotation, cellular component: plasma membrane. The record is from RefSeq and is a predicted model, not a curated record. NCBI's taxonomy places the organism in Eukaryota, Metazoa, Chordata, Mammalia, Primates, Lemuridae. The transcript has a single exon. The coding region runs from base 67 to 1146 and encodes 359 amino acids. Gene Ontology annotation, biological process: G protein-coupled receptor signaling pathway.
UAGUAUUUCUCCCUGUUUCAUUAAAACCUAGAAAGAUGAAAUCAGUGAUAAAGAAGGAAAAAUAAAAUGCACAAAGUAAUUUUUUGUGUCUGUUUCUUUCUAACCCAGCAUAGAGAGGAAACUAUGUCCUUACCUCUACCCAUCUCCAUAUCAGAAAUGGAACCAAAUGGCACCUUCAACAACAACAACAAGAACUGUACAGUUGAAAACUUCAAGAGAGAAUUUUACCCAAUCGUAUACCUGAUAAUAUUUGUCUGGGGAUCCUUGGGAAAUGGCCUUUCCAUAUAUGUUUUCCUGCAGCCUCAUAAGAAGUCCACAUCUGUGAACGUUUUCAUGCUAAACCUGGCCAUUUCAGAUCUCUUGUUCAUAAGCACACUUCCCUUCAGGGCUGACUAUUACCUCAGAGGCUCCAACUGGAUUUUUGGGGACCUGACCUGCAGGAUUAUGUCUUAUUCUUUGUAUGUCAACAUGUACAGCGGCAUUUAUUUCCUGACUGUGUUGAGUGUUGUCCGUUUCCUGGCAACUGUUCACCCUUUUCGGCUUCUCCAUGUCACCAGCAUCAGGAGUGCCUGGAUCCUGUGUGGGAUCAUAUGGAUGUUCAUGAUGGCUUCCUCAAUAAUGCUUCUGAAGAAUGGCUCUGAGCAGAAGGGCAAUGUCACCUUAUGUUUAGAGCUGAAUCUCCAUAAAGUUACCAAAUUGCAGAUCAUGAACGUUAUUGCCUUGGUUGUGGGCUUCCUGCUGCCAUUCUUCACGCUCAGCAUCUGUUACCUGAUGAUCAUUCGAGUCCUGUUAAAGGUGGAGGUCCCAGAAUCAGGGCUGCGGGCUUCUCACAGGAAGGCGCUGAUCACCAUCAUCAUUGCCUUGAUCAUCUUCCUCCUGUGUUUCCUGCCCUAUCAUACACUGAGGACCGUCCACCUGAUCUCGUGGGAAAUGGAUAUAUGCAAAGAGGCGCUGCAUAAAGCCGUGAUCGUCACGCUGGCCUUGGCGGCAGCCAACAGCUGCUUCAAUCCUUUGCUCUAUUACUUUGCUGGGGAGAAUUUUAAGGGCAGACUAAAGGCUGCACUAAGAAAACAUUAUCCACAGAAGCCAAAGACAAAGUGCAGCUUUUCUGUUUGUGUGUGGUUGAAAAAGGAAACAAGAGUGUAAGGAGUUAUUAGGUGGUGCCUGUUUUUGUAUCCUCGUGUCCACCGUCCAUCACUCACAGUCUCCAAAUAACUUUGUAUUUACACCAUUGCCAUCUAGAGUCAAUCUCAAUAUUUAAUCCACCAUGACUUUUGUUAAUAAGACAUACUUCAAAAAAUUUAUUAGGUAUAUUUUCAGUGAUUGAGUCUUUUUGAGAGAGAUAGGAGGAAAAAUCCCGACUGGAGUCUUACAGGCUGAAAUGUCAGACUGGUGAAAAAAAUGCAAAGCACAGUGUAUUCUGGAUCAGAUCUCUGGCCCAUCAGGUAUUCCAAAUUCUUAACUUGAAGACAGCUCCAACUUCUCCAGCUUCUUCAGUUUCUCUUCCCUCUCCAAUCCCCUGAGAUAUGAC